CCAACUUCACUCUUCCAUUCCUCCACCAUUCUUCAUCUCAGUAACUGGCAGGUAUAGCGGCUCACUCUGAAACCAUGGCCAAGGACAUGACUCUGCUGUGGGGCUCCGGCUCUCCUCCCUGCUGGAGGGUGCAGAUCGCCUUGGAGGAGAAGAACCUGCAGGGGUACAACCACAAACUGCUCUCCUUUGAGAAAAUGGAGCACAAGUCUGCUGAAGUAAUGAGCAUGAAUCCCAGGGGUCAGCUUCCUGCCUUCAAACAUGGGAACAAUGUCCUGAAUGAGUCCUACGCCGCCUGCAUGUACCUGGAGAGCCAGUUCAAGUCCCAGGGAAACAAGCUGACCCCCGACUGCCCCGCUGAGCAGGCUCUGAUGUACCAGCGCAUGUUUGAGGGUCUCACACUCAACCAGAAAAUGGGGGAUGUUAUCUACUACAACUGGAAGGUCCCAGAGGGAGAGAGACACGACUCUGCUGUGAAGAGAAACAGAGAGGCUCUUUCUGCUGAGAUCAAGCUGUGGGAGGGAUACCUGCAGAAGGUAUCAGGCUCUUUCCUGGCAGGAAAGACCUUUUCACUGGCUGAUGUGACUGUUUACCCAAGCAUCGCUUAUGCCUUCCGUUUUGGGUUAUCUGAAGAGCGUUACCCUAAACUGGCAGCAUACUACAACUCUCUGAAGGACAGACCCAGCAUCAAAGCCAGCUGGCCUCCGACCUGGCUGGAGAACCCACAGGGACAAGACCUGCUGAAAGACAUCUGAGAUUCAAACACACACUAACCGUUCCUGUUGUGUAAUAUAUAACCACUCCUUGCAUUGCACUACUUUAACCGACCGCAUAUUUUUAAAAAGAAAUGUGCAUUUGCUGUUACUGUGCUUGUUAGUUUCAUACUAUUCUCUGUUUGUGACACAGCAACAGAUAACUCCCUUUGUGCUGUAUACAAAAACAAUAAAAACUGACUUUCA
Messenger RNA from Toxotes jaculatrix (banded archerfish), 956 nucleotides. RefSeq names its product glutathione S-transferase A. Lineage: Eukaryota; Metazoa; Chordata; Actinopteri; Toxotidae. The coding region runs from base 75 to 752 and encodes 225 amino acids. The transcript is spliced from 6 exons. The record is from RefSeq and is a predicted model, not a curated record.